This is a messenger RNA of Hirsutella rhossiliensis, 1548 nucleotides long. Its product is annotated as FAD binding domain-containing protein. Lineage: Eukaryota; Fungi; Ascomycota; Sordariomycetes; Hypocreales; Ophiocordycipitaceae. The record is from RefSeq and is a predicted model, not a curated record. Bases 1 to 1548 code for a protein of 515 amino acids. The transcript has 12 exons. Gene Ontology annotation, molecular function: FAD binding.
AUGACGGCGACCUCGGCGUCGCACAAAUCCCAUGUCGACAUUGUCGGAGCCGGGUCGGCGGGCCUGAUGCUGGCGUUGUGGAUGGCACGGCUGGGCAUCAAAACGCGCGACGUGGACAAGCGGACGGACAAGGUCUCUUCUGGCCAGGCCGACGGCUUCCAAGUGCGGACGUUGGAGAUACUGGACGGCUUCGGCAUCGGCGAAUGCGAGUGGGAGGAGGCCAACCACAUGAUUGACUCGCGAGAGGUCAGUUUCUGGAACCCCAACGAGAACGGCAAGAUCCGGCGCGACGUGCGCAUGCCGAACUCGACAUCGGGGCUCUCGCGAUUCACUCAAUGCGUCGUCCGCCAGGGCCGAAUGGAAAACGUCUCUGCUCGACGCCAUCCGCGCCUUGAAGCCAUGACCAGCGGACCCGCAAGCCUUGCCUACGACGAAGACGCAUACCCCAUAGAGGUGACACUGCGUCACCUAACCGAGGAGGCCACGCCCGCGCAGCGGCUGAGCAACGUCGGGGAUGGGCUGCACAGGAGCACCCUCGCCGACGACACGGGCAAUAUCCUGGAGCGAAGCGCUCUGGGGACGGAACAGCGGCUGGAGGAGAAAGACGAGCAGGUCCGGGCCAGGUUCCUGGUCGGCUGCGACGGCGCGCACUCGGGCGUGCUCGACGUUGUGCCAAUUACGGACUUCCCCGACAUCAGAAACCGCUGCAUGGUGCGCACAGCCGGGUCGGGGACCAUCACGGCCAGUCCCCGUCACCCUGGAGGCCAUCCUCGAGGCUACGCAGAAGAUCCCGAGCCCGUACAGUACACGAUCAGCUAUCACUGCACUUACUGGUGGACGGCUUACCGGAUCGAUAGGGGCUCCGCUGACCCGACCCGGCCAUCCUAUGCGGUGUACACGCACCCGCCCAAGGCCGGCCUGGGGAUGAACACGUCCACGCAGGACACAUACAGCCUCGGCUGGAAGCUGGGUCUUGUGUGCAACAAGGUGGCGCGGCGCGGCGUGCUGUCUACGUACGAGCUCGAGCGGCGGCAGGUUGCCGAGCAGCUCGUUGCCUUUGACCAGCAGUUUGCCAGCAUGUGGCCGGCGGCCAACUGCAAGCCCGGCACUCGCUUUGCCUCGCACAAGGUGCUGAACCAGGCGGACCCGCGGCCGUGGGAGCUCCACCACCUCAUGCCGUCAGACGGGCGGUUCCGCGUCGGCGACGUUUCGCGCCAUGGUCAGCUCGUCAACGGGCUCGGGGGGUGGCUGACGACGGAGUUGCUGCUCCGGCACCCGCGCAUGGGGGCGGAAGCCGGGCUCAUUGAGGUGCUGCUAGUGUACGCAGCGAGGCGCGAGGAGAUUGAGCUGCUGACGGACCUGCACGAGCUGUACCACCCGUGGGACGCGAAGCUGGGGUGGUACUAUGACAAAACGUUUAUCGACGGGCCCAGCUACCACGAGGACCACGGCAGGGCGUGCGAGGGCUACGGCGUGGAUGCCGACGGGGGCCGUUUCAAGGCCCUGUCCAGCGGGACCGACGACGUGACAGGCGCGGCGCCGUUGUGA